Molecule: messenger RNA, 1938 nt
Organism: Eleginops maclovinus (Patagonian blennie)
Lineage: Eukaryota; Metazoa; Chordata; Actinopteri; Perciformes; Eleginopidae
Product: dromaiocalcin-1-like
Exons: 6
Coding region: 702-1283 (193 amino acids)
Source: RefSeq, a predicted model, not a curated record
GGUUGUUUGAUUUAAGUGCCUCCGCCAGUCAAAUGAUUGUUCUGAUACGUGGAAGGUGGUAAGAUGUUUAGCUGUACGUUGGAGGCUCAUCGAGCAGUACCGGGUGUUUUUACUUGAAGACAACUACACAGCGCAAGAAACAACAUGCAUCUGUACAGAACUCUGACAAUGAUGAAAAGCAGCCUCUCGGGACCCUUCCUCCUCCUCCUCCUCGUCAGCAGUACUGUGUCUGAAACUGGAUCAGUGGUGUGGAGAAAUUACCAUUACGUCAAACUUCAUUUAACCUGGCUACAGGCUCAAAGCUUCUGCAGGACUUACUUCACUGACUUGGUCACCAUCCAUACACAGUCAGAUGAACACCUUUGGAACAUAUAUGACUAUCAUUCCUGGAUCGGCCUGUACAAAGGCACAAAUAACAAUUGGAAAUGGUCUAACGGAGAAAACUUCUACUACUCUGUCUGGGUAAAGGAGCCAGACAACGGCAAAAACUGUGCUACUAUUUAUUAUAGUAGUAAAAGGUUGUAUGGGAUAAUUGUGAAAACUCCAACUUCUUCUACUGUCAGAAGAUUAAAAAUCCCUCAUACAAUGAUUACACAUUUGUACCACAGUCAAAGUCAUGGUUGGAAGCCCAGCAAUACUGCAGGAGUGAGUUCAAUGAUCUGGCAACUUUUAGAUACAGCAGUUGGUAUUAUCCUGUCCAAAUGCAGGCAUUUCCAGUCUGGACUGGACUACACAGAGAUGGUGAAGCAUGGAAGUGGAGCAAAGGAGUGUCAGAUUACAGAAACUGGGCAUCGAAUGAGCCGGGAAACAGCGACUGUGUCUCCAUCUCCUCUUUAGGUAAAAAGAUGGCUACCCAAAACUGCUCCGACCGGUUUCCCUUCGUCUGCGUCAAGGAAAGCCAGGACCAGGAAAACCUUGACCAGGGAAACCUGGUCUUGGUAAAAGAGAACAAGACAUGGGGGGAGGCGCUGGAGCACUGUCGAGCCCUUGAGUCUCCCUAUGAUCCCGACAUGCUCUUCGAGUUGGUCAGUACGCAGCCUGGAGAAGACCAUGGUAACGUGAUGAACAAGGUCAAAGAGGCAGAAACUGAAGAGGUGUGGGCAGGCCUCCGUUUCCUGGCCGGUCAUUGGUUUUGGGUGAACGGGGCAAGUAUGCUGUACUCCAACCUGCCCCCCUGCCCCCCUGCUGAGCAGCACUGUGGAGUCUUUUCCAAGGAUGACACGGGCAGUGUUGAGAUCACAGACUGCUCUGAGAAAAGGAACUUCCUGUGUGAUGCCUCAUAAUCACCCCCAUUAUCCACAUCAGGGUGGACAUUACCAGAAGUUCAAACAGUGCACAGCGUUUGAACACAUUAUUAGAACAGGUAUCUUAUUUAGAAAUGUAAUUACUAAUUACUGCAUAUAUUUGAUCAAACUUUAUAAACUUUCGGAAAUGUCUUUGAAUUGUUUAUAGCUGUGAUCUUAUAGUAAUGUCCUACUGUCCCGAACACUUUGAGACACCAUUUUGUUGUUCAAAAACAUUCAAAACACAAUAACCAAAUUUGGAGACGCAUGGUUUUUACUGGACAGAAUUCGUAAUAGGAAGUGUCAUAACACUAUAGUAACAAAAAACCUGUCAGAUAAAUAUUGUGGAGUUUAAAGGAACAGUUUUUCCUCUGAGAUGUUAUGAAAAAAACAGUACAAUUGGAGAAAAAUAGCUCAUUAGUAAUACCAGUGAGUAAAGCACUUGAGUAAAUAAACCAAAUUACAUUUUACCAAUACAUUUCAAAAUACAUUACUUCAAAUGCACAUGAUUACUUUUUAAUGGUACUGAAUGGAAUCUGAUGACUGUCUGGAAAGUAGGAAAACACAUUGAAACAUCAAAGACGUUUUUUGUUAAACUAUUAUGAGAUGUUUUGGGUUAUGAAUAAAGACUUGACGUCAUUGCAGAUUGAUCAAA